AUGGAAUUAUCCGAGAAAAGCUCGGAGCAAAUGAAGGCGGACGGAGCGAGUACAACUCAGGCCAGUAUCGAGUAUUUGAAGGCGGGUAAGAAAUCCACGAACAAGAAUUCUACGGACAAACGACCGAAGCAGCGAGCUAUGGAAUCCGGCAAGCAGCCAUCGACCUCGCGUUCUAAGUUAGAUGCAAAAACUAAUAUAAAAUGUUUCAGGUGCGGUAAGCCACACUUGGCUACCAAAUGUACAAUAUCCCGGGAUGUUCGUUGCCACGGCUGUGGUAAGCAGGGUCAUAUACGAAGCGUCUGUUUCGGAAAAAGCUCUACUGCCAAUCAGUUAGAAGAAAUUUUGCAGCUAGAACAGGUAAAUUACAGAGACAAAUUUCUAGUUACACUCGAGGUAAACGAAAAACAAGUUAAGUUCGAAGUAGAUAGUGGAGCGGCAGUAACGGUCAUGAGCAAGUACGAAGCAGCACGCCUUUUUCGGGGAACGGCUAUACAUUCUACAAACUUACAAUUAAUUUCGUAUUGCAAUCGUACAUUACGUAGCGUAGGAUUCAUAACAGUACUCGUUAAGUUUAAGUCAAAGGAAAAGAGAUUAAACAUAUACUUAGUAAAUAGCGAAAGGAAACCAUUACUCGGUAGAGAAUGGAUACGACAAUUAUCGGAUGAAACUGGUUUCCUACUUACAAAGGCUGAUAUGAAUACAAUAUCGGUAAAUUCCACGGGCAACCUACCAGGCAAACUACAACGGCUGUUGAAUGAUCUAAAAAAAACAGUUACUUCGAAAUUGUCCGCGAUUGUUGGCGUUCAGGCAAAAUUAACACUGAAACCAGAUGCUGUGCCCGCAUUCGUGAGAGCACGACCUAUACCGUUUAAAUUGAAAACGUUAGUGGAACAGGAAUUAGAUAACCUAGAGUCCGCGAACAUUAUUGAAAAGAUUACGACCUCCCGAUGGGCAACUCCGAUAGUUCCCAUAUUGAAGCGCGAUGGUAGUGUACGGAUAUGUGGUGAUUAUAAAGUCACGGUAAAUCCGCAUCUUAUUAUUGAUAACCAUCCGCUUCCAACUACAGACGAAUUAUUUACAAAAUUAGCACACGGAGUCAAAUUUUCGAAAAUAGAUGUGAAGCAAGCAUAUCUUCAAUUAGAAAUCGCUCCGGAAGAUCGUGAGCUGUUGACCUUGAGUACUUGUAAGGGUCUGUAUAAGGUAAACAGACUCAUGUACGGUAUAGCCCCCGGGCCGGCGAUCUGGCAGCGAGAAAUUGAAAAUAUUUUGCAAGGCAUCGACGGUGUAGCCGUGUUUAUUGACGAUAUUAUUGUCACGGGAGAAUCCGAUGAAAUACAUUUAGCCCGACUGGAGGAAGUAUUGCGUAGAUUGCGUAAACAUAAUAUACAGUUAAAUUGGGAAAAAUCCGAAUUCUUAUUAAGUAAGGUUAGUUAUUGCGGAUACACCUUAGAUCAGGAGGGCCUUCACAAAGAAAAACAUAAGAUGGAAGCUAUUAAAAACAUGCCUCGCCCUACAAACGUGACAGAAGUUCGCGCAUUUACAGGGAUGAUAAACUAUUACGGUAAAUUCAUACGACACUUGAGUACUAUUUUGCAACCUCUGAAUAAAUUAUUAAGUAAAAAUACUCCAUUUCGUUGGACGCAAGAAUGUGAGCGUGCUUUUAAAAAAGCGAAAGACGCUUUCGUGAGUAAUAAAGUACUAGUACACUUCAAUUCAAAACUACCUAUUAUUUUAGCUACGGAUGCCAGUCCGUAUGGAGUAGGCGCGGUGUUAUCUCAUAGAUACCCGGAUGGGUCAGAGAGGGUAAUACAAUACGCCUCUCAGGCAUUUUCCAAUACUCAAUUAAAGUAUUCACAGAUAGAUAAAGAGGCUUACGCGAUAAUUUUCGGAGUAAAAAGGUACUUUCAAUUUCUCUAUGGAAAUAAGUUCACCUUGAUAACGGACCAUCGUCCAUUGGUACAAAUAUUUUCGCCCGUAAAAAGUUUACCUAUCUAUUCGGCAAUGCGGAUGCAGCAUUACGCAAUAUUCCUUCAAGGGUUCAAUUACGACAUCCAAUACAGGAAAUCCGAACAGCACACAAAUGCGGAUUGCUUAUCUAGAUUACCAGUGAGUCAACAAGAUUCAAGGGCCGAUGUAGUAGAUGCUUUUCAAUUGGGGUUAAUGGAGACACUUCCAAUAACUGUAAAUAAAAUUGCAAUAGAAACAAAAAAGGAUGAAGAAUUGUCAGAAUUAUUGCAAGCAUUGGAAAAGGGAAACCAGAUUCAUCGAUCAAAACGUUUCCAGUUGGAUCAGAUAGAAUUUAGUUUACAAAACGGUGUAAUUAUGCGCGGUCUUAAGACAGUCAUUCCAAAAGCACUACGCUCAGCAAUCUUAAAUGAAUUGCACGCGGGACAUUUCGGAAUUGUAAGAAUGAAAAAUUUAGCCCGAAAUUACUGUUGGUGGCCGGGAAUAGACAGGGACAUUGAGAAACUCGUAAAGAAUUGCGCAAACUGUAAAAUGCACAUGAAUAAUCCUCCAAAAGUAGCGGUGCACGCGUGGCAACCGGCUACUGCACCUAUGCAGCGCGUGCACCUCGAUUUUGCAGGUCCCUUCUUGGAUAAAAUGUUCUUGGUUAUGGUCGACUCAUUUUCAAAAUGGCCCGAAGUACAUGUAAUGAAGGACAUUACCGCUAGAAGUACAAUUUCAAAGUGUCAGCAGAUAUUUGCAGCGUAUGGCAUACCUUCGAUUAUUGUUACUGACAAUGGCAGAACCUUCACUUCUGUCGAAUUCAAAGAAUUCCUCGAAUCACAGGGCAUAAUACAUAAACUCACGUCACCAUAUAAUCCUGCCACGAACGGCCAAGUAGAACGAUUUGUACAGACAUUCAAGCAAGCGUUAAAACGCACAAAUUGCAACUCAUUAAAUUUAAAUGUAGUUUUAAGUAAAACCUUAUUACAAUAUAGAAUUACUCCACAUGCGACCACAAACAAGUCUCCGGCAGAAAUGUUCUUAAAUAGGAAAUUACGCACUCGCUUAGAUUUAAUAAGGCUAGAUAAACAAAUAGAGAAUGCAGCAAGCGAAUUACAAGCAUGUAACAAAGAAUUUAUAUGCGGAGAGAGGGUGGCGUGUAGAAGUUAUACCAAAGACUCCAAAUGGAAAUUCGGUACAAUUGCAAAAAGAAUAGGGAAGUUGCAUUACAAUAUAGCAUUGGAUGACGGUCGUUCCUGGAAAAGACAUGUAAAUCAAAUGCGUUCCAUUGGUAAAGAUACUCCUAUUGUAAACGACGAUAACACUUAUUAUUGGGAAAUCGAACAAGCUCAAACACCGGCGAAUGCUCUCAUGCCACCACCGCAA
Molecule: messenger RNA, 3333 nt
Organism: Vollenhovia emeryi
Lineage: Eukaryota; Metazoa; Arthropoda; Insecta; Hymenoptera; Formicidae
Exons: 1
Biological process (GO): DNA integration
Molecular function (GO): nucleic acid binding; zinc ion binding
Source: RefSeq, a predicted model, not a curated record